This is a messenger RNA of Leopardus geoffroyi (Geoffroy's cat), 6808 nucleotides long. RefSeq names its product sodium voltage-gated channel alpha subunit 5 (gene SCN5A). NCBI's taxonomy places the organism in Eukaryota, Metazoa, Chordata, Mammalia, Carnivora, Felidae. The transcript has 28 exons. Gene Ontology annotation, cellular component: voltage-gated sodium channel complex; plasma membrane; axon. Gene Ontology annotation, biological process: regulation of atrial cardiac muscle cell membrane depolarization; AV node cell action potential; regulation of heart rate. The record is from RefSeq and is a predicted model, not a curated record. Bases 241 to 6294 code for a protein of 2017 amino acids. Gene Ontology annotation, molecular function: voltage-gated sodium channel activity involved in cardiac muscle cell action potential.
GCCCGAGCCCGCGCCGCCCGCCGAGCCCCGGAGCCCGAGCGGAGCGGCGGAGCCGAGACGGCGGCGGCGCCCGUGGGAUGCGGGGAUCGCGCCCCCGGGGCCGCUGAGCCUGCGCCCAGUGCCCCGAGCCCCGCGCCGAGCCGAGUCCGCGCCGAGCCUCAGCCGCCCAUCCCGGGGCCCGGGCCGGGGGACCAGCAGGCCACGCGAGGACCGCCUGUGCCCCAGAAGCAGGAUGAGAAGAUGGCACACUUCCUGUUACCUCGGGGCACCAGCAGCUUCCGCAGGUUCACCCGGGAGUCCCUGGCGGCCAUCGAGAAGCGCAUGGCGGAGAAACAAGCCCGGGGCUCGGCCGCCUCGCAGGAGAGCCGGGAAGGGCUGCCCGAGGAGGAGGCUCCCCGGCCCCAGCUGGACCUGCAGGCCUCCAGAAAGCUGCCGGAUCUCUACGGCAACCCUCCCCGAGAGCUGAUCGGGGAGCCCCUGGAGGACCUGGACCCCUUCUACAGCACCCAAAAGACCUUCAUCGUGCUGAAUAAAGGCAAGACCAUCUUCCGGUUCAGUGCCACGAAUGCCUUGUAUGUCCUCAGUCCCUUCCACCCUAUCCGGAGAGCGGCUGUGAAGAUUCUGGUUCAUUCAUUCUUCAGUAUGCUCAUCAUGUGUACCAUCCUGACCAACUGUGUGUUCAUGGCCCAGCACGACCCCCCGCCCUGGACCAAGUAUGUUGAGUAUACCUUCACUGCCAUCUAUACCUUUGAGUCUCUGGUCAAGAUUCUGGCUCGAGGGUUCUGCCUCCACGCGUUCACCUUCCUUCGGGACCCAUGGAACUGGCUAGACUUCAGUGUGAUUGUCAUGGCGUAUGUAUCAGAAAAUAUAAAACUAGGCAAUUUGUCGGCUCUUCGAACUUUCAGAGUCCUGAGAGCUCUAAAAACUAUUUCAGUUAUCCCAGGUCUGAAGACCAUCGUGGGGGCCCUGAUCCAGUCCGUGAAGAAGCUGGCCGAUGUGAUGGUCCUCACGGUGUUCUGCCUCAGUGUCUUCGCCCUCAUCGGCCUGCAGCUCUUCAUGGGCAACCUGAGGCACAAGUGUGUCCGCAACUUCACGGCACUCAACGACACCAACGGUUCCGUGGAGGCCGACGGCCUGGUCUGGAAGUCGCUGGACCUCUACCUCAACGACCCAGAAAAUUACUUGCUCAAGAAUGGCACCUCCGACGUGUUACUGUGUGGGAACAGCUCUGAUGCCGGGACAUGCCCAGAGGGUUACCGCUGCCUGAAGGCGGGAGAGAACCCUGACCACGGCUACACGAGCUUCGACUCCUUCGCCUGGGCCUUCCUCGCGCUCUUCCGCCUGAUGACGCAGGACUGCUGGGAACGCCUCUACCAGCAGACCCUGAGGUCUGCAGGGAAGAUCUACAUGAUCUUCUUCAUGCUGGUCAUCUUCCUGGGCUCCUUCUACCUGGUGAACCUGAUCCUGGCUGUGGUUGCCAUGGCCUACGAGGAGCAAAACCAAGCCACCAUCGCUGAGACCGAGGAGAAGGAAAAGCGCUUCCAGGAAGCCAUGGAGAUGCUCAAGAAAGAGCAUGAGGCCCUCGCCAUCAGGGGUGUGGAUACCGUGUCCCGCAGCUCCUUGGAGAUGUCCCCUUUGGCCCCAGUAACCCAUGAAAGGAGACACAAGAGGAGCAAACGAAUGUCUUCAGGGACAGAGGAGUGUGGAGACGACAGGUUCCCCAAAUCCGACUCGGAGGACGGUCCCAGAGCAAUGAACCGUCUGAGCAGCGCCCAUGGCCUCAGCAGGACCUCCGUGAAGCCACGCUCCAGCCGUGGGAGCAUUUUCACCUUUCGCAGGCGAGACCUGGGCUCGGAGACAGAUUUUGCAGAUGAUGAAAACAGCACAGCGGGGGACAGCGAGAGCCACCGCACGUCACUGCUCGUGCCGUGGCCUCUGCGCCGGCCUAGUGCCCAGGGACAGCCCAGUCCCGGGACUUCGGCUCUCAGCCACGCCCUCAAUGGUAAAAGGAACAGCACCGUGGACUGCAACGGAGUGGUCUCCUUGCUGGGGACAGGCGACCCUGAGGCCACCUCCCCGGGGAGCCGCCUGCUCCGCCCUGUGAUACUGGAUCGCCCCCCAGACACGACCACCCCGUCGGAGGAGCCGGGCAGGCCCCAGAUGCUGAACCCCCAGGCUCCACGUGCCGAUGGCUUCGAGGGACCGGGAGAGCGACAGCGGGCGCUCAGCGCAGUCAGUGUUCUCACCAGCGCCCUGGAAGAGUUGGAAGAGUCUCACCGCAAAUGUCCACCAUGCUGGACCCGCUUCGCCCAACGCUACCUGAUCUGGGAAUGCUGCCCGCUGUGGAUGUCCAUCAAGCAGAGAGUGAAGUUCAUGGUCAUGGAUCCAUUCGCUGACCUCACCAUCACUAUGUGCAUCGUCCUUAACACGCUCUUCAUGGCACUGGAGCACUACAACAUGACAACUGAAUUCGAGGAGAUGCUGCAGGUUGGAAACCUGGUCUUCACGGGGAUCUUCACGGCAGAGAUGACCUUCAAGAUCAUCGCUCUGGACCCCUACUACUAUUUCCAGCAGGGUUGGAACAUCUUCGACAGCAUCAUUGUCAUCCUGAGCCUCAUGGAGCUGGGCCUGUCCCGCAUGGGCAACCUGUCAGUGCUGCGCUCCUUCCGCCUGCUGCGUGUCUUCAAGCUGGCCAAGUCGUGGCCCACGCUGAACACCCUCAUCAAGAUCAUCGGGAACUCAGUGGGGGCGCUGGGGAACCUGACGCUGGUGCUGGCCAUCAUCGUGUUCAUCUUCGCCGUGGUGGGCAUGCAGCUCUUUGGCAAGAACUACUCGGAGCUGAGGCACCGCAUCAGCGACGCGGGCCUGCUGCCUCGCUGGCAUAUGAUGGACUUCUUCCACGCCUUUCUCAUCAUCUUCCGCAUCCUCUGUGGGGAGUGGAUCGAGACCAUGUGGGACUGCAUGGAGGUGUCCGGCCAGUCGCUGUGCCUGCUGGUCUUCUUGCUUGUUAUGGUCAUUGGCAACCUUGUGGUCCUGAACCUCUUCCUGGCUUUGCUGCUCAGCUCCUUCAGUGCAGACAACCUCACGGCCCCCGACGACGACGGGGAGAUGAACAACCUCCAGUUGGCCCUGGCACGCAUCCAGCGCGGCCUGCGCUUCCUCAAGCGGACCACCUGGGACUUCUGCUGUGGGCUCCUACAGCGGCGGCCUCAGAAGCCCGCGGCCCUUGCCGCCCACGGCCAGCUGCCCCGCUGUGUGGCCGCCUCCGGCUCCCCACCCCCACCGCCCCCAGAGCCAGAGAAGGCGCCUCCGGCCCGCAAGGAGACGCGGUUUGAGGAAGACAAGCGGCCAGGCCAGGGCACCCCGGGGGAUACAGAGCCUGUGUGUGUGCCCAUUGCCGUGGCUGAGUCAGACACGGACGAGCAAGAGGAGGAGGAGGAAAACAGCCUGGGCACAGAGGAAGAGUCCAGUAAGCAGCAGGAAUCCCAGCCUGUUUCCGGCAGCCCAGAGGCCCUCCCAAAGCCCAGGGCCUGGAGCCAGGUGUCAGAGACCCCCUCCUCCGAGGCCGAGGCCAGUGUGGCUCAGGCAGACUGGCGGCAGCAGCGGAGAGUGGAGCCCCCGGCCCCAGGGUGCAGUGAGACUCAGGAGGACAGUUACUCGGAAGGGAGCACAGCAGACAUGACCAACACUGCUGACCUCCUGGAGCAGAUCCCUGACCUGGGUGAGGAUGUCAAGGACCCAGAGGACUGCUUCACCGAAGGCUGCGUCCGGCGCUGUCCUUGCUGCGCCGUGGACACCACGCAGGCCCCGGGGAAGGUCUGGUGGCGGCUGCGCAAGACCUGCUAUCGCAUCGUGGAGCACAGCUGGUUCGAGACAUUCAUCAUCUUCAUGAUCCUGCUCAGCAGCGGAGCACUGGCCUUCGAGGACAUCUACCUAGAGGAGCGGAAGACCAUCAAGGUUCUGCUGGAGUAUGCUGACAAGAUGUUCACCUACGUCUUCGUGCUGGAGAUGCUGCUCAAGUGGGUGGCCUACGGCUUCAAGAAGUACUUCACCAACGCCUGGUGCUGGCUGGACUUCCUCAUCGUGGACGUCUCACUGAUCAGCCUGGUGGCCAACACCCUGGGCUUCGCAGAGAUGGGCCCCAUCAAGUCACUGCGGACGUUGCGUGCUCUCCGACCCCUGCGAGCCCUGUCCCGAUUUGAGGGCAUGAGGGUUGUGGUCAAUGCCCUGGUGGGCGCCAUCCCCUCCAUCAUGAACGUCCUCCUCGUCUGCCUCAUCUUCUGGCUCAUCUUCAGCAUCAUGGGCGUGAACCUCUUUGCGGGGAAGUUUGGGCGGUGCAUCAACCAGACUGAAGGAGACCUGCCUUUGAACUACACCAUCGUGAACAACAAGAGUGACUGUGAGUCUUUCAAUGUGACUGGCGAAUUAUACUGGACCAAGGUGAAAGUCAACUUUGACAACGUAGGGGCCGGGUACCUGGCCCUUCUGCAGGUGGCAACAUUUAAAGGCUGGAUGGACAUUAUGUAUGCGGCUGUGGACUCCAGGGGGUUUGAAGAGCAGCCCCAAUGGGAAUACAACCUCUACAUGUACAUCUACUUCGUCAUUUUUAUCAUCUUCGGGUCUUUCUUCACCCUGAACCUUUUCAUCGGUGUCAUCAUUGACAACUUCAACCAACAAAAGAAAAAGUUAGGGGGCCAGGACAUCUUCAUGACAGAGGAGCAGAAGAAGUACUAUAAUGCCAUGAAGAAGCUGGGCUCCAAGAAGCCCCAGAAGCCCAUCCCUCGGCCCCUGAACAAGUACCAGGGCUUCCUGUUUGACAUUGUGACCAAGCAAGCCUUCGAUGUCACCAUCAUGUUCCUUAUCUGCUUGAACAUGGUGACCAUGAUGGUGGAGACAGAUGACCAGAGCCCCGAGAAGGUCAACAUCUUGGCCAAGAUCAACCUGCUGUUCGUAGCCAUCUUCACAGGCGAGUGUAUCAUCAAGAUGGCUGCCCUGCGUCACUAUUAUUUCACCAACAGCUGGAACAUCUUCGACUUCGUGGUUGUCAUCCUCUCCAUCGUGGGCACUGUGCUCUCAGACAUCAUCCAGAAGUACUUCUUCUCCCCAACGCUCUUCCGAGUCAUCCGCCUGGCCCGAAUCGGCCGCGUCCUCAGGCUGAUCCGAGGGGCCAAGGGGAUCCGCACGCUGCUCUUUGCCCUCAUGAUGUCCCUGCCUGCCCUCUUCAACAUAGGGCUGCUGCUCUUCCUCGUCAUGUUCAUCUACUCCAUCUUCGGCAUGGCCAACUUCGCCUACGUCAAGUGGGAGGCUGGCAUCGACGACAUGUUCAACUUCCAGACCUUCGCCAACAGCAUGCUGUGCCUCUUCCAGAUCACCACGUCGGCCGGCUGGGACGGCCUCCUCAGCCCCAUCCUCAACACGGGGCCCCCCUACUGCGACCCCAAUCUGCCCAACAGCAACGGCUCCCGGGGGAACUGUGGGAGCCCGGCCGUGGGCAUCCUCUUCUUCACCACCUACAUCAUCAUCUCCUUCCUCAUCGUGGUCAACAUGUACAUCGCCAUCAUCCUGGAGAACUUCAGUGUGGCCACGGAGGAGAGCACUGAGCCCCUGAGCGAGGACGACUUCGACAUGUUCUAUGAGAUCUGGGAGAAGUUCGACCCGGAGGCCACCCAGUUCAUCGAGUACUCGGCCCUGUCCGACUUCGCCGACGCCCUGUCCGAGCCGCUGCGCAUCGCCAAGCCCAACCAGAUAAGCCUCAUCAACAUGGACCUGCCCAUGGUGAGCGGGGACCGUAUCCACUGCAUGGACAUCCUCUUCGCCUUCACCAAGAGGGUUCUGGGUGAGUCCGGGGAGAUGGACGCCCUGAAGAUCCAGAUGGAGGAGAAGUUCAUGGCGGCCAACCCGUCCAAGAUCUCCUACGAGCCCAUCACCACCACGCUGCGGCGCAAGCACGAGGAGGUGUCGGCCACCGUCAUCCAGCGGGCCUUCCGGAGGCACCUGCUACAGCGCUCCAUGAAGCACGCCUCCUUCCUCUUCCGCCAGCAGGCAGGCAGCAGCGGCCUCUCCGAAGAGGACGCCCCCGAGCAAGAGGGCCUCAUCGCCCACGUGAUGAACGAGAACUUCUCCCGGCGCCGCGGCCCGCCCUCCACGUCCUCCACGUCCUCCCCACCCUCCUAUGACAGCGUCACCAGGGCCACCAGCGAUAACCCCCAGGUGAGGGUGUCCGACUGCAGCCGCAGCGAGGACCUCGCGGACUUCCCCGCCUCCCCAGACCGGGACCGCGAGUCUAUCGUGUGAGCCGCACCCCGGCCGGCCAGGACGCGCCGGGAGGCAGCCACGAGCCAGCACCCCCUGGGCCCUCCUUGCUUUGGGCUCCGGCGUGGGAGACGGGCCUCGGCCCCACGGAUCGACGACGCGGAGUUCUUUCUGUGGCCGCCACGCCGCCGGCCAGAGGCCGUCGGCCGAGCCGACCAGCCGGGGCACAGGCCGGUGGCCGGGUCUGGCCAGGCGACACCCCGGCGCUCUGCGAGGCAGCGCUCUCCCAGCUGCUGAGGCGAAGUACAAAGCUGAGACUGUACGUGUCGUGAAUGGGCUUUCAUAAAUUUAUUAUAUUUGAUAUUUUUUUACUCGGGCAGAGAACUAACGUUUUUUCCACGGACGUCGGCAGUAAUUCACUCUGCCUUUUCUUCACUCCAAACGGGAGUGUCUGUGGAGCUGCUGGAGGUCUGUUCUCAAAGCAAAAGUGAAACCCAGGAGGGGUUUCCCCUGCUGCUUGGGCCGUGGUGCCAGGAGGGCCGACCCCCUUGCCUCA